AUGCUGCUGCGCCUGGUGGUAUCGCUGGCCGCGCUCCUCAGCCUGCGCCUCGGCUCGGGCGCGCACGGUAAGACUCCGGGACCCGGUUCUGCCCUCUCCACGCCCGCCCCGCUGGGCUGUGUGGGUCGCCAGACUCGACUCCGAAGCGUCCUCAAUUCUCCGUUAAAGUUCUGCAUUCCUCGAGAACCCCAUCUGGCUGGCCCUCUGGGGAGAGGGGCGCCCAUUACCUCCUCAGUCCCCGGCUGGGGCUCCCCAUUCUGGCAAGACUGGGUCUCAGGCUCACCUUUUGUGGAAGUGGAAGAAGCUGAUGGGGAAUGGGGGGUGGAUAGAGAAUAUUCAGUCAAUGGGAGCUGUUAUAAUUCUUCUCAUCAGCACCAUCCUUGUCCCUGGGGGUGGGCUCUGCCAGCUCUGGUACUGACACCCUUCUCCCCGGGGACAGAACUGCCCGGACCUCCAUCUGUGUGGUUUGAAGCAGAAUUCUUCCACCACGUCAUCCACUGGAUGCCGAUCCAGAAUCAAUCUAAAAAUACCUACUAUGAAGUGGCAAUUAUGAGGUAUGGAAAAGAGCUCUGGAAGACCAUUCCCAACUGUAGCCAGACCCUGGCACAGUCCUGUGAUCUCACCACGGUGACCCUGGACUUGUACCACAGCAAUGGUUACCGGGCCAAAGUCCGGGCAGUGGACGGCAUCCAGCACUCCAAUUGGACCUUGGCCAGCACCCGCUUCUCUAGGGAUGAAGUGACUCUGACAGUUGGCAGCGUGAAACUAGAGAUGCAGAAUGGCUUCAUCUUUGGGACGAUCCAGCCACCCAGGCCUAAGAUGGCCCCCGUGGGCGACACAUAUGAAAGCAUCUUCAGUCAUUUCCGCGAGUACGAGGUUGCUAUUCGCAAGGUGCCGGGAAACUAUACGUUCACAAACGAGAAGGUAAAUCACGAAAGCUUCAGUCUCCCAAUCUCCGGAGAGGUGGGAGAGUUCUGUGUCAGGGUGAAGCCAUCUGUCGGCUCCCGAAUUAAUAAGGCAGCAUGGUCCAAAGAGGAAUGCAUCGUCCUCACCAAGCAGCAAUAUUUCACCGUGACCAACCUCAGCAUGUUCUUUGCCUUCCUUGUGCUGCUCUGCGGAGCCCUGGCCUACUGCCUGACCCUCCACCUGUAUGUGCAGCGUCGGGGGAAGCUGCCUGCUGUCCUGGUCUUUGAGAAGCCCAACCCCAUCAUCCCUAUCAGCCAGCUUCCCUGCCCAGAGACCGAAGACACUAUUCAUCCCCUUGACGAGGAGGCUUUCCCGAAGGUGUUCCCAGAGCUGAGGAACUCGGACUUGCAUGGCAGCACGGACAGUGGCUUUGGCAGUACCAAGCCAUCUCUACAGACUGAGGAGCCCCAGUUCCUCCUCCCUGUCCUCCACCCCCAGGCCAGUGGGACUCUGGAAAAGGGAGAGUCCCCGGAGCUGGGGGACAGCUGCAGUAAUGGCAGCAGCAACAGCACGGACAGUGGGAUAUGCUUGCAGGAGCCCAGCCUGAGCUCCAGCACAGGGCCCACCUGGGAGCAGCAGGUGGGAAGUGACAGCCAAGGCCAGGAUGACAGUGGCAUAGGCCUAGUCCAAAACUCUGAGAGGCAGCCUCGGGAUACACAGGGUGGCUCAGCCUUGACCCAUGUCAGUCCCCUGGGGCCUGAGGUGCCUGGAGAAGAAGACACAGCCAUGGCGGCAUUCCAGGGCUACCUGAAACAGAUCAGAUGCACAGAGGAGAAGGCAAUCAAGGCAGGCUGCCUGGAGGAAGAGUCCCCCUUGACAGAUGGCCUUGGCCCCAAAUUCAGGACGUGUCUAGAUGCUGAGGCAGGCUGGCCUCCACCAGCCCUGGCCAAGGGCUAUUUGAAACAGGAUCUCCCAGGAAUGACUCUGGCUCCCUCGGAGACCAUAAGUGGACAGUGGAACCAACCACUUGAGGAAUGGCCACUCCUGGGCUUGACCAGCUGUGGUGACCUGGGAACAUCUGACUGGAGCUUUGCCCAUGACCUUGCCCCUCUGGACUGUGUGGCAGCUCCAAGCGGUCUCCUAGGCAGCUUUAACGCAGACCUGGUCACCUUGCCACUGAUGUCCAGUCUGCACUCGAAUGAGUGACUCGGGCUAAGGGCUGCUUUUGAUUCCAACCAUUCCUACUCCCCUGCCUGGACCAAGAGGAGGGGCCUGAGAAGUCAGAAGUGAAACACAAGGCCAGUCUUCAAGCCACUGGGGCCAGCCCUUGCCAGGCUCUGCAGGGAGGAGGCAGCCAUCCUGUGGAACUAGUGCAGGGUGUGUGGGUGGCAUGGGCCUGUUCUGCCGAAUGGGGACCUGCAGACUGGCAGAGCUGAGCAGAGCAGAGACCUUUUUUUCUCAGGACUCUUUUCUGUAUUAUUAAGGAUUAUUUCCUCAGGGAACCAUGGGGUUUUUGGAGUUGUGGUGAGGCUGCCAGGCUGAAGUCAGCUCAGACCCAGCAUUCCCCUCUUAGGCCAGCCAAGUGACAGGGCCUCUGGCAGGAUGGAGGCCUGAGAGCUGCAGAGGUCAUUUCUAGAGGAAAAGGAUGGACUAGAGGCCAGGUUUGAUCUCUGGGAUGGUCACAUGAAGAAUCUCCCCCCGGGCUUCUGGCUCAGAAUCUAUCCCUCUGGUGGGACGUCUCUGGUGUCCAGCUGCAGACACCCCCCUCCUUCCAGCAGUUAGAGUAGCAUCCCCCAGGGGAAUACUGAGUAGCCAAGCCACCCACCAUUCCUACCCUGCUGCCGUGCUGUCUUGCUGACAGUACGAGAAACCAUGGUUGUUUGUACUGGCCAAAACUCGGCCUUUCAGGUGGCCUCUGGUCUUGGGCACCAGCUCAGGUCAGCCCAGGGAGUCCAGAUGGGACUUGUGCUAGUGUUUGCUGCUGAUGUCCAGCUACAUACCCAGAGGACAGGGCUCUGGGCAGCGGUACCUGCUGUCGUAGUGUUCAGCCAUGUGACCUUGGACCAGCCACUUCUCAGACGGCCUCAGCUUCCCCAUCUGUGAAAUAAGAACUCAAACUUUAGGGGGUCCUCCAUGCUGAAAGUUAGCCAACCUGGCUUCUGAGGUGACAUUUCUGACCCUGGGGUGGGAGGAAGUGGACUCCAGAACUUCUCUGCCCAGAGCCAGCUUCUUUCUCGUGUUGAAGGCCAACACAAUUAGCAGGAGUUCAUGGCAUACCAAGAGAGCUCCUAGUAACUGAGGCCCAGAAACGAGACAGGUGUGGGCCCUGCUUCCCCACAGUCCAUUUAGAAUCUGUCUCCAAACAAAGGCAGUUCACAGUCCCCAGGCCAGGAAGCUGUGUGUCCUCCAGAGUCCUCUCUUGGCCCUGCAUUCCUCUGUAGCUUUCUGAAAACAGACAUUCUGGCCCCAGAAAUCCAGCCAUGAUCUCUCCCACUCUGCCAAGAAGCUCAGGGUUCCCUUGAAAGCUUUAUUUAUUUAUUUUGUUCAUUUAUUUAUUGAAGAGGCAGCAUAGGGUGGGGAAAGAAUUCUGGGUAUCUCAGGAGGCUUGGAGUUCUAGUUCUGACUCUGUGUGACCUUUUCCUCUUUGAGCCUCAGUUUCCUCAUCUGUAAAACUGGAAAACAACGUCUGACUUGUCUAAUUCACAGGGAUGUGAGGUUCCACUGAGAAAAUGGAUGUAAAUGUGCCUUGAACACAAAGCUCUAUAAGUGAGUGACAUAUGUUUUUUAUUCCAAUAAAUCGUCAGGACCACGGGA
This is a messenger RNA of Galeopterus variegatus (Sunda flying lemur), 3720 nucleotides long. RefSeq names its product interleukin 10 receptor, alpha (gene IL10RA). NCBI's taxonomy places the organism in Eukaryota, Metazoa, Chordata, Mammalia, Dermoptera, Cynocephalidae. The record is from RefSeq and is a predicted model, not a curated record. Gene Ontology annotation, molecular function: protein binding. The coding region runs from base 1 to 2112 and encodes 703 amino acids. The transcript is spliced from 7 exons.